CAAAUUAUUUUCCCCAGAUUGCCAUUCAAGAGUUUCUUGAAGUUCUUGUUUUUUUUUUUUCUGCAGAUUAUAAAGCUUGAAUCUUUCUUGCUUUUCUUCCAUUUCCGAGUUUCGUUUCCUCCCUCUGUCUCUUCAAUUGUACUUGUCCACUGAGACAGAUCCAUAAGGAUUUUCAGACAGAGAGAGGGAGAUGGCGGGAGGGAGGAGGAGGAGGAGGCUGCAUCUGAGCAAGCUCUAUUCGUACACGUGCGGGAAAUCGAACUUCAAAGAGGACCACUCGCAAAUCGGAGGACCCGGUUUCUCCCGGGUCGUUUUCUGCAACGAGCCUGGCUCGCCGGAGGCGGAGCGGCGGAGCUACGCCGGAAAUUAUGUCCGUUCGACAAAGUACACCGUCGCUUCCUUCAUCCCAAAGUCUCUGUUCGAACAGUUUCGCCGCGUCGCAAACUUCUUCUUCCUCGUCACCGGUCUCUUGGCCCUCACGCCAUUGUCGCCGUACGGAGCCACCAGUGCUCUUCUUCCCCUGGUCCUCGUCAUCGCCGCCACCAUGGUCAAGGAAGGCAUCGAAGAUUGGCGCCGCAAACAGCAGGACAUAGAAAUGAACAACAGGAAGGUGAAGGUUCACGACGGAAACGGAAUAUUCCGGCAGGAAGAAUGGAGGAAUCUCCGGGUCGGAGACAUUGUAAAAGUCCAGAAAGACGAGUUUUUCCCGGCGGAUCUUAUGCUGCUUUCGUCAAGCUACGAAGAUUCCAUCUGCUAUGUCGAAACGAUGAAUCUCGACGGCGAGACGAAUCUGAAGGUGAAACAGGGACUUGAAUGGACAUCUUCGAUGUUACACCAAGAUUCUGAUUUCAGAGAUUUCAAAGCUGUCGUGAGAUGCGAGGACCCUAACGCGAAUCUUUACUCCUUUGUCGGAAGCUUCGAACACGAAGAACAGAAGUUGCCAUUGUCGAUUCAGCAGCUUCUUCUCAGAGAUUCAAAGCUCAGAAACACAGAGUAUGUGUACGGAGCCGUCAUUUUCACCGGACACGACACAAAGGUGAUUCAGAACUCGACUGAUCCUCCAUCGAAGCGAAGCACGAUUGAGAGAAAGAUGGACAAGAUCAUCUACUUGAUGUUCGGAGUUGUGUUCCUUAUCUCAUUCAUCGGUUCAAUCAUCUUUGGAGUCGAAACACGAGACGAUAAAGAAUCGAACGGGAAGAUGAAGAGAUGGUACCUAAGACCAGACGAUUCCGACAUCUUCUUCGAUCCAGAUCUUGCUCCGGUGGCAGCCAUCUACCAUUUCCUCACAGCUGUUAUGCUCUACAGUUACUUCAUCCCGAUAUCUCUAUACGUUUCCAUCGAGAUCGUCAAGGUUCUUCAGAGCAUUUUCAUAAACCAAGACAUUCAUAUGUACUACGAGGAAGGCGAUAAGCCCGCGCACGCAAGAACAUCGAAUCUGAACGAAGAACUCGGACAAGUCCACACGAUUCUUUCAGACAAAACCGGGACUUUGACGUGUAAUUCCAUGGAGUUUAUCAAGUGUUCUAUCGCCGGGACAGCUUAUGGACGCGGUGUAACCGAGGUCGAGAGAUCAAUGGCUGAAAGAACAGGUCUUUCGCCUUCAGAUCAUGAUGAUGAAAAUCGGGAUCUGCCCAAGAUUAAAGGGUUUAAUUUCGAGGACGAGAGGGUUAUGGAUGGGAAUUGGGUGAAGCAGCCUCAUGCCGUGGUGUUGCAGAGGUUUUUCAGGUUAUUAGCAGUUUGUCACACCGCUAUUCCCGAGGUUGACGAAGAGAACGGGAAAGUCUCGUACGAGGCCGAGUCUCCGGAUGAAUCAGCUUUCGUUGUUGCUGCCCGAGAACUCGGGUUCGAGUUCUUUAACCGGACACAGACCAGCAUUUCUGUCCGGGAAUUGAAUCUUGGAACAGGGCGAAAACACGAGAGGGUUUACGGUCUACUAAACAUUCUCGAGUUCAACAGCACGAGGAAGAGGAUGUCGGUUAUCGUGAGAGACGAAGACGGGAAACUCUUCUUGCUGUCCAAAGGAGCUGACAGCGUAAUGUUCAAAAGACUCGCGAAGAACGGGCGUCAGUUUGAAGCAAAAACCCGGGAACACGUGAACGGAUACGCAGACGCAGGCCUGAGGACUCUGAUACUUGCGUAUCGGGAACUUGACGAGAAUGAGUACAUAGAAUUCAGCAAGAAAUUCAACAAUGCCAAGAAUUCUGUGAGCGCAGAUCGCGAGGCCUUGAUAGAUGAAGCCACGGAGGAGAUGGAACGAGAUCUGAUCCUCCUCGGCGCCACUGCAGUCGAGGACAAGCUUCAGAACGGGGUUCCAGAUUGCAUCGACAAGCUUGCUCAGGCCGGAAUAAAGAUUUGGGUUCUAACUGGAGAUAAAAUGGAGACUGCUAUCAAUAUCGGAUUUGCCUGUAGUUUACUCCGACAAGAGAUGAAGCAGAUCAUAAUCAAUCUUGAGACUCCAGACAUCAUAGCCUUGGAGAAAUCUGGAGAGAAGGAUGAAAUCGAGAUGGCGUCGAGGGAAAGCGUCGUGAAGCAAAUAAGAGAAGGAAAGGCUCAACUCGAUGCAUCAUUUACAAGCUCGGAAGCAUUUGCUCUGAUCAUCGACGGGAAAUCACUUGCUUAUGCCCUGGAAGACGAUAUCUCGAAAACUUUUCUCGAUCUUGCCACGGGAUGCGCCUCUGUCAUAUGCUGCAGAUCAUCGCCGAAACAGAAAGCAUUGGUUACGAGAUUGGUUAAAACUGGAACCGGGAAGACAACCUUAGCGAUCGGAGAUGGGGCGAACGACGUGGGAAUGCUUCAAGAAGCGGAUAUCGGAAUUGGAAUAAGCGGGGUCGAAGGAAUGCAGGCCGUGAUGUCAAGUGACAUAGCCAUUGCUCAGUUCAGAUACUUGGAACGUCUUUUGCUCGUUCACGGCCAUUGGUGUUACAGAAGAAUCUCAUCAAUGAUCUGCUACUUCUUCUACAAGAACAUCACCUUUGGUGUCACGUUGUUCUUAUACGAAACCUACGCUUCGUUCUCUGCUCAACCAGCUUACAAUGAAUGGUUUCUUUCGCUAUUCAACGUCUUCUUCUCUUCUCUUCCGGUCAUCGCCCUCGGGGUUUUCGACCAGGAUGUCUCGGCUCGCUUCUGUUUCAAGUUCCCGCUGUUAUAUCAAGAAGGAGUCCAGAACGUUCUCUUCAGCUGGAGAAGGAUCAUCGGAUGGAUGCUAAACGGUGUGAUCUCGGCCAUAAUGGUUUUCUUCCUAUGCAAGGAAUCUCUGAAACACCAGCUCUUCAACUCCGACGGAAAAACCGCCGGCUGGGAAAUUGUCGGAGGGACAAUGUACAGUUGCGUUGUCUGGGUCGUGAACCUGCAGAUUGCUUUAUCCAUAAGCUAUUUCACGUGGAUUCAACACAUAGUGAUAUGGGGAUCGAUAGGGAUCUGGUACGUAUUUCUACUGAUAUACGGAGCAAUCGCGCCGAGUUUCUCGACAGAUGCGUACAAAGUGUUCGUGGAAGCUCUGGCUCCUUCUCCAUCGUACUGGUUCAUCACCCUGUUCGUCAUGAUCUCCACUUUGAUCCCUUACUUCGUGUACAAGUCGAUUCAGAUGAGGUUUUUCCCGGGUUAUUACCAGAUGAUUCAGUGGAUUCGGUACGAGGGUCAGUCCAAUGAUCCUGAGUUUGUGGAGAUGGUGAGACAGAGAUCCAUUCGUCCCACCACUGUCGGGUUCACGGCGAGAAGAGCCGCCAGUUCGAGGAAAUCCGGUCGGUUUCACGAACAGAUUCAUCACGGUUUGAUCCAUUUGUGAUCGGAUUUGUCUCUGUUCUUAUGUUCAGCAAAGAUGUAGAUAUUUUACUUUGGGAAAGGUUAGGGUUUCUGGUCGAGAUGCCGUGUCGGGGAAGUCAUCAUAUAGAGAACGAGUUCUGAAAAGAAUUUGACACAAGUAUAUGUGUAUAUACUCCCUCGUGUAUAGAUUUCGAUCUGUCCCUUUUUUUUCAUUUUUGGCUUUUGGGGUUUUCACGCAUUUUUUGGUUUAAUUGUAUUUGAACUCGAUUAAUAAAAUGUAUUAAUUAUUUAAUUA
Tarenaya hassleriana is the source of this 4057-nucleotide messenger RNA. RefSeq names its product phospholipid-transporting ATPase 10. Gene Ontology annotation, cellular component: plasma membrane. The transcript is spliced from 10 exons. The record is from RefSeq and is a predicted model, not a curated record. Bases 191 to 3784 code for a protein of 1197 amino acids. NCBI's taxonomy places the organism in Eukaryota, Viridiplantae, Streptophyta, Magnoliopsida, Brassicales, Cleomaceae. Gene Ontology annotation, biological process: phospholipid translocation. Gene Ontology annotation, molecular function: ATP binding; ATP hydrolysis activity; ATPase-coupled intramembrane lipid carrier activity.